This is a messenger RNA of Fragaria vesca subsp. vesca, 1383 nucleotides long. RefSeq names its product metal tolerance protein B-like. The coding region runs from base 211 to 1383 and encodes 390 amino acids. Gene Ontology annotation, biological process: zinc ion transmembrane transport. Gene Ontology annotation, molecular function: zinc ion transmembrane transporter activity. The record is from RefSeq and is a predicted model, not a curated record. Gene Ontology annotation, cellular component: plasma membrane; vacuole. NCBI's taxonomy places the organism in Eukaryota, Viridiplantae, Streptophyta, Magnoliopsida, Rosales, Rosaceae. The transcript has 2 exons.
CAAGUCAAGAACUAUUGUAUUAACGUUAGACAUGGACACUCUCUGUAUGACUGAGCACAAAUGAGGACCGAGUCCCUCCUUGUACGCAACGCCCAAUUCAUGUUUCAUUUCCAUAUCAAGAUCAUCAACUCUUCUUUUAAAUCUGUGAUUACUCCAAAUAUUCAAAGAGACUCAUCACAGCUAUAGCUUUUCUCUGCUCUGAUUUAUCAGAUGGAGCAUGAGAAGGUGCCCUUAUCUAGAACGGAGAACCUGCACGAAAUUGAAAUCCCUAUAGUCUCUGAAAGUAUCGAUGUUCUUCAUGUGCCACAAAAGUUACCCUGCUCUUCCAUCUGCGCUUUCUCCAAGAAAGAAAGCAGUAGUAUGGAUUCAAAACAACGUUCAAAAUCUGCAACUAAACUUGGAGUACUCAUAAUUGUCUAUCUGUUGUUUAUGGUUGUUGAAAUUGUUGGUGGUGUAAAAUCCAACAGCCUGGCAGUACUAACAGAUGCAGCCCACAUGCUUACCGAUGUUAGUGGAUUUGCUAUUGCUCUUUUCGCCAUAAUUGCGUCAGGUUGGGAGGCAACAUCUGACCAGUCUUUUGGGUAUCACCGUCUUGAGGUUUUGAGUGCGCUUCUUUCGGUACAGCUGAUAUGGGUGGUCGCUGUGAUCUUGAUCUAUGAAGCAGUCGACAGAAUGCUUCAUGAGCAUGCAAAGGUAAAUGGGGUUCUCAUGUUUGCAGUUGCAGCAUUUGGAUUUUUGGUUAAUUUUAUCAUGGUAAUGUGGCUCGGCCAUGAUCACACUCAUCAUCAUCAUCAUCAUCAUCAGCACCAUCAUACCUGUGGAGACUUGGAUUAUCAUGAUGAUCAUGGUCAUAAUCAUGAUCAUGAUCAUGGCAAGGAAGAAGCAUGUACAAUAACUGAAGACGAUGAAACUAGCCUGGUGUCAAGUGCUCAAGUAAAGACUAAAAUAUUAAACAUAAAUCUCGAAGGAGCUUACCUGCAUGUUAUGGCUGACAUGAUUCAGUCGAUUGGAGUAAUGAUAGCCGGAGCCAUCAUCUGGGCGAAGCCAGAUUGGUUAGUUGUUGAUCUGAUCUGCACUCUCAUCUUUUCUGUUUUUGCUGUAAGCACAACUAUACCGAUGCUCAGAAAUACAUAUGGCAUAUUGAUGCAGAGAACACCAAGUGAGAUUGAUAUCAACAAGCUAGAGAAAGGUCUCAAGAGCAUCAAAGGAGUUCAGGAUGUUCAUGACCUACAUGUUUGGUCACUGACAGUUGGAAAAAUGGUAUUGUCGUGCCAUGUCACCGCGGAUCCUACGGUAGGCUCAAGUCAGAUAAUUGAUGAAAUUAGGGAUUUUUGUGAAAGAACAUACAGAAUACAUGAUGUUACUGUACAGAUUGAACAGUAG